UCAUGGUUGUGUCCCUGGGGGUGUUCCAGAGUUAUCAAGAGGUGGUACUGAAGGACAUGGUUGGUGGGCAUGUUGGGAGUGAGCUGAAGGAUUCCUAGAGGUCUUUUCCAACCUGAAUGAUUCUGUGAUUCUAUGAUUUUGGGAAGAAUGGGGAAACUCCAGAACGCCAAUCCCCAGAACCCCCCUCCUGCUUCACAAACGCUGUGGGGCAACACAAGGCCCCACAUUCCCAUCCCCACAGCGGCAGCAUGUUCAUCUGCAUCACCCACAAUGACAACCAGAGCUUCCUGGCCAACACCGACUGCCCCGUGCUGCUGCUGCUGUCUCACCUGCGCAGCAAAGUGGGGGUUCCCCCCAACGAGGCCAUCGACCUGUGUGACAAGCAGGGCAGCCCCAAGAUGCUCUUCCAGGUGAAGACCAUGGAGGACAGGGCCAGUGACUUCCUCCCGGCACGCAGAACCUACUAUGUCUGUAGGGUUGAGUUUGGUGCUCCUGGCACUGCGCAGGAACAGACAGCACAGUCCUUUGUGCCCAUCCUGAAGAACCCCAGCGUGGCGUUGACCGAGGCGUUGCGUCUACAUGGGCAGCACCCGCAUCGGAAGCCGCUUCGCUCCCCGAAGACACUGGAGGGCAAGAAGGGACCAAGCACUGAGAUGCUGUCCACUGCUGCCCGCACUCAGGGAGCGGGCAAGGCAGCAGGGAGAGGCGCAUCCCGACCCCGGGAGGAGCAGCACGGUUCCCCCCGCAAGACCACAACGGCCUCGGGGGGGCGGCAGCAACCGCGGCCGCGCUGAGGCCCAAUAAAGCCGCGCUCCGCACUCAAG
Molecule: messenger RNA, 824 nt
Organism: Phasianus colchicus (ring-necked pheasant)
Lineage: Eukaryota; Metazoa; Chordata; Aves; Galliformes; Phasianidae
Gene: C14HXorf65
Product: chromosome 14 CXorf65 homolog
Source: RefSeq, a predicted model, not a curated record